Molecule: messenger RNA, 318 nt
Organism: Closterium sp. Yama58-4
Lineage: Eukaryota; Viridiplantae; Streptophyta; Zygnematophyceae; Desmidiales; Closteriaceae
Source: the annotation of a GenBank genome assembly
AUGGCGGCUCCUUUUUCCGCGAUAUUGAAUGGGGAGCCGCCAAGACUACUGACCGAGCUUCUGAGUCGGCGCGCGGCGUGCGUCCCCGAAGCGAUCCCCCGCACACGCGACGCGAAUCCGCGCGCAACCGCUGGCCCAUCGGCGGAAGCUUCGCACUCGGGGCCUCCGGCGCGACAAGCCGCGGUGCGUCAAGCCGUGGCGGCGCCAGCAAAAAAAGUCCCCUGCAGGCGUACCGAGCCGCCGUUCAUCAAGCCCUUGGGACCUCAAGUGACAGCGACGGCGCGGGAACUUCAAUCUCCUGUGCGACCCCAUCAUUGA